CUGAUCUUCUGAAAUCAUUGAAGGAGCAACUUAACCAGCAGAAUCAUUAAAGGCACUACAAUGAGUCAGGACAUAUGCAUAGUUUUGGUCGGCAAAACGGGAGUUGGAAAGAGUGCUUCAGGAAAUACCAUUCUUGGAGAAAGGAUAUUUGUGUCAGAAGCAAGAGCUGCAUUAGUCACUAAACAGAGUUCAUUUGAAUCUCGGAUGAUAAACAGAAAGCAGAUUUGUGUUGUGGACACUCCUGGUCUAUAUGACACAAGUCUGUCCAGUGAAGAAGUCUUGAAUGAGAUUGCGAAUGGCAUCAGACUUGCAGCUCCAGGUCCGCAUGUCUUUCUUCUUGUAAUUGCCAUUGGGCGCUUCACUAAAGAAGACAGAAACAUCGUUGGAUUGAUUCAGACAACCUUUGGCCGAGAAGUGCUCAGACACGUGAUGGUUUUGUUCACCAGGGCAGAUGAUCUUGAAGACAGGACAGUUGAAGAUUACAUCAAGGGAGCACCAGAGCUAAGAUUAGUGAUAGAUUCAUGCAAAGGGAAAUACCAUAUAUUCAACAAUAGAGAGAAGUCUGACCGUACCCAAGUUGAUGAGCUCAUGAGGAAGAUUGAAGCCAUGAUAAAGCAGAAUCAUAACAGCUACUACAGCCACCACAUGUUUAAAAAGUCAGAUGAACUCAACAGAGCUAGGAGAUCCAAAAAGGAAAAGGAUGCUGACCUGAAGUCAGAAGUCAAAAGUCAGAAGUCAGAAAAAGCUUUAGCGCAGAAGAAACGGACAAAAAGAAAUAAAAUAGCAGCAUUUCGUGAAGGAAUGAAUAAGUCAUCUUGCAGCAUACUAUAGUAUACAUGAGUAUAUGAUGCCAGCAUCUCAUAAAAUGUAUAAACGGGGCAUUACAAAAUACACAAAUCAGAAGAGUAACAUUAUAUUGUGUUAAAUCCCAACAAUUCAUGUUUUUAUUAAUCUUUUUGAUUUAAAAAAAUAUGUAUGUACACUUUUAUUCGUUUAAUUAUCUGCUUGAAGAUACAGAUACAGUAUGUACAGAUAAUCUGCUUUAUCCACUUCGAAUUUGGUUGUGGUUAGAAGUUUACAGACUGUAUUAUUCCUGUAUUGUUCAACAUAUCAGCUACAGACAUUUUAUGUUUGUUUUUCAAAAUUUUUUCUUCCAUUUUUU
Messenger RNA from Carassius auratus (goldfish), 1162 nucleotides. RefSeq names its product GTPase IMAP family member 7-like. The record is from RefSeq and is a predicted model, not a curated record. The transcript has 2 exons. Bases 61 to 831 code for a protein of 256 amino acids. Gene Ontology annotation, molecular function: GTP binding. NCBI's taxonomy places the organism in Eukaryota, Metazoa, Chordata, Actinopteri, Cypriniformes, Cyprinidae.